This is a messenger RNA of Lemur catta (Ring-tailed lemur), 4176 nucleotides long. It is a transcript of the gene SCD, whose product is annotated as stearoyl-CoA desaturase. The record is from RefSeq and is a predicted model, not a curated record. NCBI's taxonomy places the organism in Eukaryota, Metazoa, Chordata, Mammalia, Primates, Lemuridae. The transcript has 6 exons. Gene Ontology annotation, biological process: response to fatty acid; unsaturated fatty acid biosynthetic process. Gene Ontology annotation, molecular function: iron ion binding; palmitoyl-CoA 9-desaturase activity; stearoyl-CoA 9-desaturase activity. Gene Ontology annotation, cellular component: endoplasmic reticulum membrane. The coding region runs from base 431 to 1510 and encodes 359 amino acids.
UCCCCAGGGGCAGGGGCAGGGGCAGCCGCGGCGCGGUGUUGGUGUCCGCAGCAUCCCGGCGCCGGGGCUCUGGUAGCUGCACGCCUGGGCUUUCUGUCUCCUCCCCUCUCCCGCCCUCACCUCCACGCGGGACUGCCUGGCCCAGUCAACUCUGUGCACUUUGCCCCUUGCUGGCGGCGGAUAAAAGGUGUCUGAGGAAAUACGGGACACGGUCACCCACUGCCAGCUCUAGCCUUUAAAUCCUCAGCUCGGGGAGAUCCACGCACAGCGGGUCGGGCCCGGACACCCAGCCGGCGCGCACGCCGCAGAGCCACCGAUCGCUGCGCACUAGCGGGCUCCGGAGCAGAAGUCCACCCUCUGUCCUCGCGGUGCCGAACUCCGCUCGGCAGCCUCAGUCCUGGGAAAGUGAUCCCGGCCUCCGAGAUCCAAGAUGCCGGCCCACUUGCUGCAAGAGGAGAUCUCUAGCUCCUACACCACCACCACCACCAUCACAGCGCCUCCCUCCAGGGUCCUGCAGAAUGGAGGAGGCAAGUUGGAGAAGACACCCCUCUACUUGGAAGAAGACAUCCGCCCUGAUAUGAAAGAUGAUAUAUAUGACCCAACCUACCAGGAUGAGGAGGGUCCAAGACCCAAGCUUGAAUAUGUCUGGAGAAACAUCAUCCUUAUGUCUCUUUUACACCUGGGAGCCCUGUAUGGGAUCUUAUUGAUCCCCACCUGCAAGAUGUACACCUGGCUGUGGGGAUUAUUCUACUAUUUCAUCAGUGCUCUGGGCAUAACAGCAGGAGCCCAUCGCCUGUGGAGCCACCGAACUUACAAAGCCCGGCUGCCCCUGCGGCUCUUCCUGAUCAUUGCCAACACCAUGGCAUUCCAGAAUGAUGUUUACGAAUGGGCCCGUGAUCACCGAGCCCACCACAAGUUUUCAGAAACAGAUGCUGAUCCUCAUAAUUCCCGACGCGGCUUUUUCUUCUCUCAUGUGGGUUGGCUGCUUGUGCGCAAACACCCAGCCGUCAUAAAGAAGGGGGGUACACUGGACUUGUCUGACCUAAAAGCUGAGAAAUUGGUGAUGUUUCAGAGGAGGUACUACAAGCCCGCCGUUGUGGUUAUGUGCUUCCUCCUGCCCACAUGGGUGCCCUGCUAUUUCUGGGGUGAAACCUUUCUGCACAGCGCUUUGGUUGCCACGUUCCUGCGUUACGCUGCAGUACUCAAUGCCACCUGGCUGGUGAACAGCGCCGCCCACCUCUACGGAUAUCGGCCUUAUGACAAGAACAUUAACCCCCGGGAAAAUAUCCUGGUGUCCCUGGGAGCUGUGGGUGAAGGCUUCCACAACUACCACCACACCUUCCCUUAUGACUACUCCUCCAGUGAGUACCGCUGGCACCUCAAUAUAACCACCUGCUUCAUCGAUUGCAUGGCUGCCCUCGGCCUGGCCUAUGACCGGAAGAAAGUAUCCAAGGCCACCGUCUUGGCCAGGAUUAAAAGAACUGGAGAUGGAUGCUGCAAGAGUGGCUGAGUUUUGGGUCCCUCAGGUUCCAUUUCCAAAAGCCAGCUGGGCAGAGGUUUAAUGUUCUGUUUAUUAACUACUGAAUAAUGCUACCAGGAUGCUAAAGAUGAUGAUGUUAACCCAUUCCAGUACAGUAUUCUUUUAAAUGCAAAAGUAUUGAAAGCCAGCAACUCUGCCUUUAUGAUGCUAAGCUGAUAUUCUUAUUUCUUCUCUUAUAUUCUCUCUCCUCUAGUCCCACAUUGUCCUCUUUGCUUUGUUCCUAUCACCUUCCUUUCUCUUAUCCCUCAUUGCCUCCCGGGCAAGCAGCUGGUCAGUCAUUGGUCAGUGUCCAGCUUCCAAAGCUUAGACAACCUUUCCAUAGUCUUAAACUAAUGGUCUCUGCCCUAGAUAAUUCUCUUUUCUUGAGCUAUUGUGAGCUUUAAGGUAGGUAGCUCAAGCUAGAGACACAACAAAAUCUUCUGGGCAGUUCUCUGUUCAUUAUCUUCAGCCCAGGCUUUUGUUAGAUAGAAUGGAAAAAACUUCAUUUGGCACAAGGCUUCUAAAGCAGGUGAAUUGUAAAGGGAGACAGUUAGCAUGCACGGUAUGAUUGGUAAGGAACGAUGGGGUCGAGGUGGGAAAACAAGGCAAGAGGAACCUCUUGCCAUGGUUAGACAUGCCAUUGCCCACCUAGCGAGGCCUCCGAGCCCCACCACGAAGCAUGCUUCCUUUCUCUCCUGACCGAGCAGGGAAUGGUGUGGAGUUUGGCAAUGCUAAAACACAAGAACAAAUCUCAACCUCUGGACAUAGUUUAGGCUAAGGUUAAAGAUGAAGCAUUUAGUUUCUCUUCUGGGAAGGAUUUUUUUUUCUCUAAUCACAAGAUUUCUUGGUUGACAUAUCAAGAAGUCUUGAGGCUGGAUGUUUCCACAAUUGGUGAAUACAGCAGCUCAUAGAAUUUGAGGAUUCCAUGAGCUGCUCAUCACAAUUCUUGCAUCUUUCUGCUCUGCCAUCUUCAGGAUAUGGGUUGCUCCCCUCAUAGUAAUAAGAGGUUGUGGCAUUUCCAAACAUCCAAAAAAGGAAGGAUUUUCAGAGGUGGAGUUGAGCCAAACACAGACGUAUAUAUACAUGAAUACUUUGCUUAUAACAUUAAAAUAUUUCACUUAAGAGUAUUUCCCUCUGAAAGAGGAAUGUUUGAAGGAACUCUGAGGGAGAGGAGGAAUUAGCUGGGUUGUCUAUUAACGCCCCCGCCCCGGCCCCCCCGCCUCCACUGCUGGACAGGAGAUAGGUAGGUUAAGGGCAAGUUUGUAGGCAGUUCCUAAGAGGUAACUAUACAAAGGAAGGGCUCUGAGAACAACACAUCACCGGAGAUCCAGGAGGUUACUGAGUAAGUUAUUGGGUAUCUUAAUAAAACAAGCUAGAUGUUAGGUUCAUUCAUUAGUUCCAAUUUCUCCUUGGAAUGAGUAAAAACUAGAAGGCUUCUCCCCACAACGUUGUGCCCUUCCAUUCCUCUGUUAACAUCUAGCCUAAAGCAUAGGGCUGCCUGGGGUUUAAGUUAGGAAUCUCUUUACUACCCUGAUUCUUGAUGCCUGGUCUAUCCCAUCUGUCCCUUUUCUCCUACCAGUUCUCUCUCCUGUGACAUUUUCUUUUUUCUCUGGACAGGCAGCCUCCUUCAUGUGAAUUCAGAGGCAGUGACAACUUGCUGUCCAGGCAGCUCCCUCUCCUGCAGACAGAAUGCUCAGGGUCACUGAACCACUGCUUCUCUUUAGAAAGUAGAGCUAGCUGCCACUUUCAUGUGGCCUCCAGAGUGUCUCCACCUAACCCCUGUGCUCCCCUACCACACUGAUGGCUCAAGACAAGGCUGGCAAAACCCUCCCAGCAACAUCCCUGACUCAGAGAGGCUCUCUCACGAGGCAUGGCCAAGCCAAAUGCUCGUGUUGUGCCAGUGAGCUAGCCGUGGAGCAAAGAGGGUUUGUUUUCAGUUCCCUCUGUCUGAAUCAGAACCAGAGAGCACACCGAAUGCUCCCUGCUUGCUCAGUAAGGCUGCCCCGCCUGAGUCAGUGCUCCCAGCGGACAGUUCAAUGCUUAUAGAAGUAGGAGGAAACCCAGUCCUCCCUGAGAAACACAAGAAACAAGGGCAAGUACCCAAGUGCCUCACUUCGAAAGGAGGCCCUGUUCCCUGGAGUCAGGGUAUGUUGGAAAGCUUUGGCCGAGACUUGGGAUCUGAGAUGCCAUGUACUUUGCUGAAUAGUCUCUGUUCAGCAAACUAACCAGCAUUCCCGAAAACACAGCCUACGGCAGACAAUAGUAUAGAAGAAGUCUGGAAAAAAACAGAACAUCCAUGUUUUGAGAAACCUGGACUAGCCUUGUCCCUGUACCUCAGUCUGGCUUUGCUCUGACGAGAUUGGAAAUGUACAAUACCAGAUGCUCUGCCCACUGUUGAGCCCCGGUGGUGGAAAGGAGGAGGGCCUUUCUUCCCGUGUUGAUUGAAUAGAGGCUACAGGGGUUAGCCUGGGCUAAAGGCAUCCUCAUCUUUUGAGCUGUUCGUCUCAGUAGGAAAGAAUCUAAUGGCAGAUCACUGUAGUUUAGAUCUGCUGACCUGUGUGCCUAUCCCUUGGAAAUGUCUGUUGGGUACUUUUAAUUCCACAGGUCAUCAGAUGCCUGCUUGAUAAUAUAUGAACAAUAAAAAGAGCUUUCACUUC